GUACGACAGCCAGCGCUCUCUCGGCCGCGGACUCCCGCCCAACACCUCGCAUUUGCGCCCUCGACUGUCCGGCGGGAAGCUUCGUCCGGAGCCGAAACUCACCCUGAUCUGUUCCCUGAUGACCUCAUAAUGGAUCGCAACACGCCGUCUUCUGACGCCUAUUACGAUUCAGCCGAAGUAGAAGUUUUAGAGCAUUACGAAAUCAAUAGGGAACGUCACAAAGGUGCGUUUUUCUGCCCUCUACCAGAGUGCAGCUUCCAUUUGUGUGGUGUCUCUGUGUGCUCCCUGUUUUCGAUCGAAUGUUAUGAUACUGGUUCUGCUAAAUCUGUUGUCGCUUAA
Molecule: messenger RNA, 339 nt
Organism: Strongylus vulgaris
Lineage: Eukaryota; Metazoa; Nematoda; Chromadorea; Rhabditida; Strongylidae
Source: the annotation of a GenBank genome assembly